Messenger RNA from Cuscuta europaea, 518 nucleotides. The record is from the annotation of a GenBank genome assembly. NCBI's taxonomy places the organism in Eukaryota, Viridiplantae, Streptophyta, Magnoliopsida, Solanales, Convolvulaceae.
CAUAUUUUUGUAGCAAUGCACUACUUGAAUGUGAAGCAAGUGCAGUACAAGGUGAACUACCCCUACAGCACAAGUGGCCCAUUUUUUAUGCAAAUGUUGAAACGGCUGAAUGACAAUAUAGAAAAAGGGCAGGCAACGAUUCAAGACGCAGCAAACAUUGCGGUCAUCGAAGAUGACAUUAUGGGUAGUGCUUCACCAUUUUCUAGGGGCUGGGCAGAUUGUGAUUUCGUGUACCUACCUCUUAACAAUAACAACCACUGGGUUUUACUGGUUUUGGACGUUAAAAACAAGAAAAUACGGGUUUACAAUUCCAAAAGAAGAAGGGCGGAUAGUGUCAGAGACAUUAGACCCUAUGUUUCGAGCUUACAACGCUUGCUCCCAAAAAUAAUGGAUGUGCAUGGGGUUUAUGAAGAAAUUGGGUUGGAGCGUAUGGAAAACAAAGUGUUGGAGUUGGAGGCUGUGGAGGACUGCCCACAACAAGAAGACGGGGGCAACUGUGGCAUGUACGUAUUGAUGAU